GCUGGAGCGCAGAUUGGCACCGGCUCUCACCCUCGCUCUAACCCCUCCCUCGGUGUCUUGGGGGCGGGCACAGCUCAGAGCGCGCCGCACCCUUCUCCCGCAGAACUGCAAGCGCACGGCUGGAACAGGUAACCGCCGCUCACUCCCGGAAGUACGUCCGUGUGCCUGAGGUGAACCCGCUCUGGAUUUGUACCCUCGGACGUCACAGGCCCAUGGAGAGUCCGUGACAGGCUCCGGCGGCUCGGACCCCACUGUGCGUAAAGGAGGAACCCCGCUGCGCAUGAAGAGCGCCUGGAGGGAGCUCGGGUUGGCCGCUCGUCUCAGGUUCUAAGGUUCCCUCCACAUCCCGCUUGGCCCUCGGCAGAUAUGGGCUUUCAGUGCACCCUCCAGCAGACAAAGGCCGUCUGAGAACCAAAACCCUCUUCCUCUCCUCCUCCUCUGCAUCUCCCCUCUCCCGCCUGAACAUGGACACCAACACAGAGGACCAGGAGGGAUGCUACUACAACCGCACCGUCAAGUUCUUUUACACGGAGAGCGGGAAGAACAUCAGCGACCACUGGAGGAAACGGGACUACGUGGUGGUCACCCUGGGCCUGACCGUGUGCUUCAUCGUCAUCUUCUCCAACCUGCUCGUCAUCCUCGCCAUCCUCAAGAACCGACGCUUCCAUUACCCCAUCUACUACCUGCUGGGGAACCUGGCCCUGUCUGACUUCUUCUCAGGGGUGUCCUACCUCAACCUGAUGUUCCACACUGGGCCCUGGACCAUAAAGCUGAGCAAGUACCAGUGGUUUGUGCGCCAGGGCCUGAUAGACACCAGUCUGACGGCCUCUGUGCUCAAUCUUCUGGCCGUGGCGGUGGAGCGACACCAGACCAUCUUCAGCAUGCAGCUCCACAGUGAGAUGAGCAUCCGGCGCGUGGUCAUCAUCAUCGUGGCCAUCUGGAUUUUGGCCAUCCUCAUGGGGCUGGUGCCGACCAUGGGCUGGCACUGCCUGUGUGACCUGCCCAACUGCUCCACCAUGGCCCCGCUCUACAGCCGUAGCUACCUGGUCUUCUGGGCCAUUCUUAACCUGAUUACCUUCUCCAUCAUGUUGGCCGUCUACACCCGCAUCUUCCUCUAUGUGCGCCACAAGAGCAGGCAGAUGUCCCAGCACACCUCCCACCUGCGCCACCGCGAGACCGUCUUCAACCUCAUGAAGACCGUGUCCUUGAUCCUGGGGUGCUUCGUGCUGUGCUGGACCCCGGGCCUAGUGCUCCUCCUGCUGGACGGUUUGGGCUGUGACCGCUGCAACGUGCUGCGCUAUGAGAAGUACUGCCUGGUGCUGGCCGAGUGUAACUCCUUUGUGAACCCCAUCAUCUACUCGUUUAGAGACGCGGACAUGCGGCGCACCUUCAGAGAGCUGCUGUGCUGCCUGUGGAGGCGGAAGGCAGACCCGGCUCUCACCUCUGGGGUCCACUUCAACACGCUGGAGCACGAGAACCAUAAGUCCAUCCGUGGAGAGGAGGCGCGGCGCAACGGGACCCCCCUCAUGGAGCCGGAUAGAGCGGAGCUGUCCCGCACCUGGAGCUAGCCAUGCCCCCCGCCCUCACCCUCCACACACAGAGGGCCUGUAGUGUACAGAUAUGGCUACAAUGUGGUCCCUAAUUUUAUUUUUUAUUUUAUAUUUUUUUUAACUUCUGACUUUUAGAACCGUGACUUUUUGAAAGACUCUCAGUAGAAAUCUGGAUCUGUGACAAAUGUAUUUUAUUUAUGGUUUGAAGAUGUUUUUGAACCGUUUAAGCUGCUUGGGAUUAAAAGCCAUAGCAUGAACACA
Messenger RNA from Periophthalmus magnuspinnatus, 1811 nucleotides. RefSeq names its product lysophosphatidic acid receptor 2b (gene lpar2b). Gene Ontology annotation, molecular function: lysophosphatidic acid receptor activity. The transcript has 5 exons. Lineage: Eukaryota; Metazoa; Chordata; Actinopteri; Gobiiformes; Gobiidae. Gene Ontology annotation, cellular component: membrane. The coding region runs from base 465 to 1568 and encodes 367 amino acids. Gene Ontology annotation, biological process: G protein-coupled receptor signaling pathway. The record is from RefSeq and is a predicted model, not a curated record.